GCCUAGACAUGUUCUCUGAUUGGCUCCACAAUAAUACGAGGGUGAGCCCUAACUUGUAUCCUUAUCGCACCAUUCGCAACUCUAAUCGUGCCAUCAUCAGAACAUAAUCCCGCUUUGAUAGUUUUUGCGGCUACUGGCAGUGUCACACACAAAACAAACACAAAACAAACACAAUUACUAUGCAUAUCUCUCAAACAUCAGAUCAACUUUCGUCAUCCCCCAAGGCAUUCCCUAAUUGCUGCUUGGCUAUCUCCUCUUCGUUUAUCUCGACCAUUGCCUCGAUCCUGCCGAAGAAACCGAGUUUCACCGCCUCUAUCGGCAGCGGAUCGGGGUUCUUGGAAGCACUUAUUACACACCGGCAUCCCAACGUGUACGUGGAAGGGGUAGAGGUCAAUGAUUCUGUUAAUCGCUAUAUUUCCGAAGAUCGUAUGAAUGUUGUUGCUGGAACGUGGGACCUCCACCCCCGUGUCUCAAAAGCUAAGGCGUGGUUGUUUGUCUACCCGCGCGAACCAAAGCUGAUCAUGAAAUACAUUGAUACAUAUGGUGGCCAUGGUGUUGAGAUGAUCAUAUGGCUAGGGCCACAGGCUGACUGGCCAGAGUAUGAGUUACACUUUUGCCAAUCCUCAUUCUCGAAUUUGAACUUUCCGGAGGAAAGUGGGCUAGCACCGUAUGAGAUAAUGGCAAUUGCUAGAAGGAAGCCUUGUUAACCCAGGAAAUCACUAUAUUUCUAGGGAAUGAUGCAUGAUCAGUCUCCACUGAAAGCAACUAUGAUCAAGGUAAACAUAUUGGCUUAAUAUCUUUGCCCGAUCAAAGUAAUCAGAGAAGGCUUCGUUACUACAACAUUGAAAACUGGCUAUUUCGCUCUAUGAGAUAUACCCACUCUCCAGAAGUGCCGGUUAGAAGAGCAUCGGACUAUUUCAUGAAAUUGUCUAUAACUCAAUCACCAAAUCAUUGCUUGGAAUAUUCUUACCGCUACACAUGGUUAAAAAGAAAGAAA
Molecule: messenger RNA, 997 nt
Organism: Talaromyces proteolyticus
Lineage: Eukaryota; Fungi; Ascomycota; Eurotiomycetes; Eurotiales; Trichocomaceae
Exons: 2
Coding region: 180-707 (175 amino acids)
Source: RefSeq, a predicted model, not a curated record